AACGGUCCAACCUAACGGAUGGCUCGCCGCCUGCCGUCUGCGUGAGUUUCCACUCCCGCGGCGAUACCGGCUCGACUUACUGAACCAAGCGAAAUACCGAGAGACUGUGACAUUGGGACGGCGCGGCGUUGUAAUAAAAAAAUUACGUAUUGAUACGUAGUGUAUUUAUUUUCAUCGUUCUUAUUUCUAUAAAAAUCAUUAAGACAAGUUCUAAAGAAAAGAGGGAAAGAAUAAGCGCGUCGAGCCGAGGAUUAGCAGAAGACUCGGAAUUCCAUCUGGAGACUUUCUAACGAUUGUUCAAUCCCUCGGUACAGCGAUUUCAAACUCCGAAGCACGAAACGGGGAAGGAAUUGCGCGCGCGAAUGUGUACGGUCGCGACGUCGGAAACGGGGCCGUCCCCGCAGCGAGUCCAUCGGAAAAUGUAGAAGGAUGUAUAGCGACGCUGCGGUUGACAGACGACAAGUAAGAAGCGAGAAGCGGCGCGGUACUCGUUAACCGGUUUCCGCGGGUCGGCAUGCAGAGCGACACGUAGUCGGGGCUACGCACGCCAUCGAGAGCGGCUCACGAAUCCUCCGCGCGUGUGUCGCACGUAGAACUGGAAUUCCGAGUCCCAUGACGUCGCGAUCGUCGUCACCUGCUAAUAAUACGGCAUCGUCUCGCGGGAGACACGGGAGAUCGGCGGCCACCGGGGAGGGAAGAAGCCAGCUUCGCGCGUCAACGACGGACUCCCGACAGCUUUGCGCAAUGGAUGUACCGUCGGUGCCACCGUAUUUCCGUUACCGAACGGAUACCGGCGUCAGUCACGUUAGCCGCACCAGGAUCGAGUGGUGCUCAUCCACAUGCCGCUACGAGAUAUACGUAGAUUGAAACUUGGCGACUUCAAGAUUAGGCGCCUGGUUCCGCGAUAUAGGUGUCGGUAUUGUCGAAGGGAUAUCUUCGGAGAAAGGUGUUGGACGCGGCAAACAUUUUAACGUCGUGCCCGACGUGCCGGUGUCUCGUGCAUUAGAAAGUGCGCCGCGUAGUGUGCCGUGAAUGUGUGACCGGAAAUGUGUGGAAUAGCGAUGUUAGAAAUGCGAAUAACCGGUGUGAACCGUGUGACGGCACGAUCCCUCCUGGAUGUAACAAUAAUGCCGAAUUGUCGUCUUGUGAUAAAAUCGGGAUAAAGUUCUCUUUCGUGAAAAUUAAGGGCGGCGAGAAGGCAGGCGAUUUCGCAGGACAACGUGCAAGGUACAACGGUCGCUGUGGCAUGAGGAGGCUUGCACGCAGGCGCAAUAUCCUGACCGCAUUCUUUGCGAUUAUGGGACGCCUUGGCAAAGGCUCGCAGAGCGCAAGCACAAGGCCCAUUUUCAGGGUGCACUAUCGCAAGCUCGUGGACGAGUACUCGCAGCAGGAGCAGUUGAGGUUCAUGCCCGCGCUACCUGACUACAUGUCGUAUUGCUGUUGCCGAUGUGGUCACACUCAAAAACUCAAAGCGGAGGAGCUGAACACCAUCGUUGGCAAUGCUUUCCGCAUGGCGUACGUGGCGCAGCUUCAGCGCCAACCGAUCCUUCAGGAUGUAAUCUCACCGCGAGCGACGCCGUCUUAUCGCAAGGACAAGCAGGAGCAUCGAACGUCGUGGAACAAAUCGCUGCCCGGAGACGACACGAUCGCCGCGGGCGCUUGCAGGAGUCCGUCGUCGAACUCGUGGCUGAAAAGUCGGACGUCGCCCACCUCCAAGUCUGGAAGGGGUCCGUCCGCAGCGGAUAUGAACGUGCAGCUCGGCAGCGCCGGCUCGCCCACGCUACGACUCGCCAGCGUAAAGGCGCCGAACACGAUCCCGGGUCUACGGCCGGCGUUUACGAACGUCCUCGGGCCCAUAACGAACGCGGACGAGCCGAAGAGCAUAUCCCAACAGAGCACGCCGAGCAGUGAUGAGAGCAACUCGCCGACGGAGUUGAACUCGUACAAGAGGCUAACGGACAAGCCGCCGCUGAUAAAGCGGUUGGCGAUGGGUUUGACAGGUGGACGCGACGUUCUUGGGCUGAACGGUGAGGAUGACAGCUGCCCGCUCGUCAGCGGUAGCAGCACGCCGACCAGCCCAUCGAACAGGCCCCAUUCCGGGGGCUACAUAAACGAGGCGAUCAUCGACUCGGAGGGCAUGAGGCCGUCAUACAACAAGAUCCCGCCGUCCGAGAGCCUCGACAACACCAUCAACGCGUCCAUCACCAACGCGAAGAAUUUCAACAUCGAGAACAACAGGAUAGGGCACAAUUGCCCAGACUCGGGCACGGAGGCGGAAUUCAAGUCGAAAAGAAGAUCGCAAAUUAGCACGUCGAGCAGCUCGGUGCCCGCUGACGGAAGCACUCAUGGCUCCACGCCAACCCCGCCGCCUUUACCCGAGAGAACAGACAGCCUGAAUAAUCGAAGCGAGGAGGCCGAGCUACGCAAGGCGCCCUGGUUUCAAGCUGGAAUACCCAGAGAAAUAACGCUGGAGGUAUUGAGCCAGGAGCCGGAAGGAGCGUUCAUGGUGCGCGAGAGUACCAGCAAGCCCGGAUGUUACGCUCUCUCCCUCCGUGUGCCCCGUGAAUUCCAGCCGAGCGGAAUAGCCCAUUAUCUCAUAAUGCGUACAAACAAAGGUUACAAAAUCAAAGGCUUCACAAAAGAGUUCACGACGCUCACCUCGCUAAUCACUCACCAUUCGGUCAUGCCGGAAUUAUUGCCGUGCCCGUUGUCGCUGAGCCGAUAUAAUCCGAGCUUCGUCAAGACUGACUCCAGCAAGGAUUUCGCGGACAUCGAUUCGGACCCGGAUUACAAUACCCUGGCGGAUUUUCGCAAAAUGAUGGCCGAUUUGAAUGUCUAGAAUCGUCGACUAUUCUUUCUUUCCCUCCCUCCCUCUCUCUCUCUCUCUUUUCUGCACUUUUCUACAGUUUGUCGAUUCAUGUGAAACCAGUUGGAAGAUACGCGAGGCACCGUUCGGUAUAUUUGUACCUGAAUCGAUUUUGUGCCAUUGCAUUGUACGUAGAGAGCCGACGUUACUUGCGAUCGUUAUCCGCAAGAAGAGAUCCUGCAGCGUCUGGGGAAAUCGGCAUCGGCGCGACGCACAUUGGACGACGCUUAGUUAACGAAUCUAUGUUCCGGAAAGACUCGCACAGCCACACCAGUGAUACAUACUCGUAAGUCAUUAAUAACGGUAAGAAACAUAGCGUAGAUAAUUUAAUAACUGCUAGCGUAUGUAUACGGACGCGUGACUAGAAUAGCGAUGCGAUUUUUUUUUUGUAUUACGGCACGCGCGCGCCUAGCGAGAUGUUUAGUAUUAAGCUUCCUAUAGCGAUUGACUGCUGUCGAAACUUGAAUCGGAAUAAAUUAUUUUCGCGAAACGGAAUAUAUAUGUAUAUGUUCGAAUGCUCGUUAGGAAGAUUAUAUUAUAUUUUUGCGAGUUUCUCUGCGUUAAACGGACUGUCGAAAUCAAGUUUUGUUAUCGUUUGGCUCGCUCCCGACAGUUGCCAAACGAUUCGUAAUAAUAUAUCCUUGUUAUAAAACGCGCAACAGUCGCGAAAUUGGAGAAUUAAGAGGAACGAAUCGAUUCGUUGCGAAAGAUUACGAAUUUAAAAGUUUUUCGAAUGAAUUUUAAUUUACAGUUAAAAUAGAAUUGAAAAACACGUUCAAAGGACGUCAAAAGUGUAUGACGAUUCAGGAGGAAACCGAAGGUGAUAUACAUAUGAAAGAUAUAUGUUCUCCGAGAGAAAAAUCGAUAAUUUCUUUCUGGGAUAGCGUUAUAUUAAGAUAUUAUAUUUUUCCAUCUAGUUCCUCUCUCGAUUGCAGCUUCACGGCGUCCGAAAGUGAUCUAGUAAGUUUUAUUCAAUUGAAACGGUUAUCUAAUACUUUCUUGUAAGAUUUAGUUCAGGAUCGUGUUACCAUCGUCACACACAUAACGUAAACUACACUGAUUUAUGAUCGCUCCGGAAGCGGGAGGGCUAUUGUAUAAUAGGCAAACGCGAUUGCCUUUUCCGCUUUAUAUGACCGGAUUUUAUAAUUAAUCAAAAGUGCAUCCUUCAAAUGUGAGAAAUACGAGGGAGCGUCACAUAUUCUGUACCUCGAAACGAAGGGUUCAGCUAAUUGUAAGUGAAUUGAAUCAUUUAAAAGUGUUCGAGCUUGGGAGCAAAAUCAAGACAGGUCAAUUAUCGAGCCUGUUAUGUGUCGAAGUUAGAUUCUUUCGUUGUCAAUUUAAUCGCAUUCCGAUGGUAUAUUGCAAUCCGAUAUAUUGGGGACCAAAAACGAAAAAUAUUCACCGAAAUUUCGAUGAAAUGAGAGACAAUUUGAUCCCGUUUAGUAUUGAAAAUGGUAUAAAUAAUUUCGAUUGCCAUAUAUUUCAAUUAAUAACGCAUAUAAAAUAACAUGGAAAAUGAAAAUUUUCUGAUUUAUUUUUCAUUCUACAGCGAAUGGAAUAAUGAAAAACUAUUGGAAGAUAUUCUAUUAUAACUUGUUGAAAUCAAUAUAUAUAAUAUACAUUUUUUUUUUUAAAUAAAACUAUAAAACGAAAGUAAAAACGAACGAUGUAUUUUUCGUGUUUGGCCCCUGAUCGCAAUAUUGAUGUACAUGUGUUUAUAUGUAUAUAUGUUACAAUUAUUCUCACUCGCGCGUUAUAUUUCCAUACGUAUAUUUAAUUAGUAAACGUCAAAGAGGAUUAGCAAACGGCAUGGAAUCUUGGAAAUGCAAUUACGCCUAAGAGGGGACAUAGAACUUCCUCGAAAUUUCGACUCGGCGAAACACGAAUUAUAUUGUAAUGGGCGAUAAUUUAGUUUCUCAGCUAUCCUAGUCUUGUACAGAAAUUCGCGCAUAGCUACGAUACAAUGAAAAUUAUACGAUUACGCGUAGGUAACUAUCGUAUUUAAACGACUCUCAGCGACGACGAGACACUAAAUCACGUGGCACUUUUUUAUACACCAGAAAAUAAUUUUCCGAGUAUAAAAUCACCAAGUAUUAUCGAUUUCGUGGCUAUUGAGUAGGAUAUACAAACUACAUAAAAAAAAAAUCUACAAACUGCCAAUAUAACAUCUCAUCAAAACCUGCCAAUAUAAACAUCUCAUCAGAAACAUUUUUCAUUACGACCGUUACUCAUUACGAAAAAUAAGAGUAGAGAUUAAGCCCGCAACGAUCUCGGUGAUUAAAUUUUGAUGCUGUAGGGAUAUACGGGAAUGUGUGUAAAGGCGACAUAUAUAGCGUACAUUUUUGUAGCAUCUAUUAAAUUUUCCAAAAUGAUGACGGUUUUCGAUUCCUAAGCGACAAAUGAGAUUGCAUCGAUAAUCGUGUCGCGGCAAGUUUCAUAUUCAGAUUCACAUCUAGUAACACAUUGUGCUGGGCGAAAGCUCCGAAUGAUCCAUAUGCUGCAUUGAAAUCGUAUGUAUGAUAUGUAUAAUAGAUUUCUGCGAAUAUGAAUCGACUGUAACUUUCCGCUUCAACAAUGUGUUCCAAUGCUUUAACGACAACGCGAAUUGCUAAAAGUGUUAUUGUUGUAAUAACGAAAGGGAAAAAAAAUCUCAUCACAGAAAUAUCCGUAUCUGUAAAAUUUCAUUACAUCCACGACAAAUCAUUUUUUAAGCAAUUGCGUAAAAAAAAGGGUGAUGUGUCUUAUAUCGUUAUAAUCUCACGCACAUGCGCGAUCUAAUGGAAAUCGUGCAAAGAUUUUAAAACGGUGUUUUUGGAAUAUAAAGUUAAAAGUAACGAGAGUAAAACCGAAGAAGAGUGUUUGUAUUGCGAAAUCGAUUAAUGCGUGCUAAGAUAAUCGCGCAAGAAACGCAGCAUAAUUAACUGUUGUAAUGUACGCUAUACGCAUGACAUUAAUCACUGCUUGAGGUUUGUAAUGUUUUAUGAAUUUAUUAUCGCGAUGCGUUGUAUAAUGUCAAGAGAAAUUAUUUAUUACAAUAAAUAUAAUACAAAGUA
Wasmannia auropunctata (little fire ant) is the source of this 5919-nucleotide messenger RNA. RefSeq names its product tensin-1-like. The transcript has 7 exons. The record is from RefSeq and is a predicted model, not a curated record. NCBI's taxonomy places the organism in Eukaryota, Metazoa, Arthropoda, Insecta, Hymenoptera, Formicidae. The coding region runs from base 1247 to 2839 and encodes 530 amino acids.